Messenger RNA from Zootoca vivipara (common lizard), 17987 nucleotides. The record is from RefSeq and is a predicted model, not a curated record. NCBI's taxonomy places the organism in Eukaryota, Metazoa, Chordata, Lepidosauria, Squamata, Lacertidae.
CAGCAAGGAUCAAGACCACCUCCUACCUACCUUCUCCACUCCCUGCACCACCUUUGUUUAGGCUUCAAGGCCAUGCACUUGUGGCUUAACCUCUUUACUAUACAUAAGCAAGCAUUAGCAAUAUUACAUGACAUGUCACCUUACCACUGUCCAUUCUCAUCUGGUGCAUUUAUUUUUAUUUACUUUUUAAAAUGCAUUUGUGUUCUCAUUUUGCAUUCUUAUGUUGCAGACCGCCCUGUGAUCUUCGGUUGAAGGGUGGUAUGCAAAUAUAAUACAGUGGUACCUCGGGUUGCAGACUCGAUCUGUUCCGGGGUGCCGUUCGCACCCUGAAAAGUCCACAACCCGAGCGUCUGCACAGAUGCGUGACAUCAUUCGUCACAUCUGCGCAUGCGCAAAGUGUGAUUUCACACUUCUGCGCAUGCGCGUGGGUUGCAGACACGCCGAACCCGGAAGUAACCCGUUCCAGGACUUCCGGGUUCAGCGCGUCCGUAACCCGAAAAGACGUAACCCGAGGUAUGACUGUCAAUAAUAUUUCCUUAUGCAAAGUAGAACCACUAAACAUCUGUCUCCUCCUCCUCCCAAGUUCCUUUGAAGUUGUGGCUUAGGGUACCUGUGACUUUCGCCCGCAUAGGCCUAUAUGCAAUUGGAGUCAUCCUUCUGUUUAGUAAGCAAGGUAGAAUAUUUUACUUGUGUGGAUAAAAUGGUUUGAGCUGGCACUCCCGCAGAUUGAAAACUGAAUACAGGAAAGAAUUGCUGGCACUCCCGUGCAGGAAGGCUCAGCCACGGCUGAGAGGAUUUUUGCCUGGAAUGUUUCUAUUCGGCUUCUCCUCUUGAGGCUUGCUUUGGCGAGUGCCAGGCUGCAAAUGCAACAUUUUCCACUCAUAAUUUUUGUGGCUUUAAGGGGUAGACAAACAUCCACAUUAUGCUUGCUUCUCAGUGUAAGGUAUUGAAGACCAACCUCGCUGUUUGUUUGAAUGCUGUGCAGAAAGGGAGGUUAAAGGCAGCUCUGACAGGGGAAACAGAUGCUCCUCUUUCAAAAUGAAGGAACUGCAACUUCUGAAAAUGUUGAUAUCGGCCAACAAAUGCCCAGAGAGUUUAUUCAGUAGGUGCUUUUGCUAACAGCGUUCCAGUUGGUGGAACAAGCAGCCAUCUUGCCUUGUUGUGUGAAGCCCUGCAUCUGAAAAAGGAAGCUAUUUUUGUUUGCAAAGUAUCUUUUAUGCCAGAACUGGGGUUUAUGCAUAUUUCACGGUGAAUUUGGACAAAUUGGAUUGAUGACUUAAGUCAUUUACAGUAUCACUGCCUGCUUUUUUGCUAGACGUUAUCUUAGCAAAUCAUCUUUAAGAGGCUGAUAAGUGCCCACAAUACUCCCACAAUGUUUAUCCUCUUACAGUGUAGCUUAUAUGUGUGUGUGUAAAAGUCAAACAUGUUUUUGCCUUCCUGCUACAAUCUUAGCUUUUGACACAGGCCCCCUUAUCUUUCAAUUUGGUAGAAUUAACAUCAGCAUUGCCAGACUAAAGCCUUCGAAGAAUCGCAAUUACCCAUCUUCAAAGCACACACAAUCGCCACUUACAGAAUUUGCCUCUGAGCUUUUUAUGGCCUGUUUACUUUUUGAGUUCUCUGUGAGUGUUUCUGCCACACAGAGAUACCAAGACACGGUUUCACAUACUGUACUUCCGAUAGCUGAGGUGCAUUCAUUGUUGUUGUUUUUAAUUGGAAUAAAAGCCACAUUUCUGCUCGUACGCCCCAAAAUAUUUUUAAAGAGUGUCUAAACCACAGAGCUUAGAGCUUGAUGAUCAGAAGGUUGGCGGUUCGAAUCCCCGUGACGGGGUGAGCUCCUGUUGCUCGGUCCCUGCUCCUGCCCACCUAGCAGUUUGAAAGCACAUCAAGUGCAAGUAGAUAAAUACAUACCGCUGCAGCGGGAAGGUAAAUGGCGUUUCCGUGCACUGCUCUGGUUCACCAGAAGCAGCUUAGUCAUGCUGGCCACCAGAAGCUGUACGCCGGCUCCCUCGGCCAGUAAAGCGAGAUGAGCGCCUCAACCCCAGAGUCUUCCACGACUGGACCCUAAUGGUCAGGGGUACCUUUACCUUUAGCAAUGAACUGCCUCCAGAAGAGUCCAUCUGUUUGUGUCACUGCAUGAAUUACUGGCCUGGGAGGUGAUGUUUUUCCUGUCGGAAGGAGGCAAUGUCUCCAGAACAGCAAGUCCUUGCACUGCCGCAUUGGGCUUCCUUCAACAGUUGUUAACUCUGAUGGAUUGGAAGCAACUGAAUGAUCCCACUUUAUCCAAUGCAGAAAACCGCAUCUAGAUAAGACUGAUGGGAGGGAGGCAAAGCUCACGGUGGAGGCCAUGUGGAGAUGCAAUUGGUAUCCUUCUCUGUGGGUGGAUACUUUGGGACCACAUCUUAAUUAAUUUUAUGACAGCACACAAUAUUAUUAUUAUUAUUAUUAUUAUUAUUAAGAAGGAAGAAGUCAAACUUCUGGAGUGGAUGGUAGCGGGGAGUACUGGGUUGUCUUAAGUUGUCGUGAUCCCUAUAUUGAUUGUCACAAUGCACUGAUUGUUUCCUCCUUUUGCAUUUAAGAUGCCCUGAGGUUUGUCGGUCUCAUCACUAUAGACGUUGCCUGGGUAAAACUCUUUACUGUGCCUCUUCAUUUGCUCUGCUUGAGGAAGGGAAGCCAGCUGUGUUAAUGCCUAGACUGCUUGAAUGACAGGUAAAAAAUGGCCACCCAAUGGGUCACUUGCAGUAAUGUUGUAUGAGAAUGCUUAGACGUUUAAUAAAAAUUACUGGGUUUGUAUUUUCCAGGCCUUCACUGUCUUUCCAGUGCAGAGUAACUGAUAAUUAGUUUUCUUUUGUAAUGCAUGAAAGGAGAGCCCUUAAUUGCCAGCCUCUAUGAGCAACUAUCUCGUGGCCAUUUAUAUAAGCUCAUAAGCAUGCGUUGGUUCAUUUAAUUUUGUUCAGAUUUUUUUCCUUGCUGCUCACUUUGGUCAUAUUCAAAAGUACAUCUCACACCAAACAUACUCAACUGCAAACCAUCAAAUUAAAAUGGAAUGUAUAUAGCUGGCCGCAACUGACACAUGGGGCUGCCCUUUCUUGAAGAUGGGAGACAUUUUUUGUGCCAGGUCAAUUCAGACAUACAAUGAGUUAUGCAAAUCAGUAUAAUUUAUGCAUAUACGCUUUUUUUCAUGGGCUUGCUCAUUUUGCUUGCAGAGGUCUGGGUAAAGUCUUUGGGUUUUGCAGAACUCUUUUUUGCGAGGAGUGAAUUGGAAAUGGAAAAUAACCUGAGUAAUGCAGGCAAAGUUGAAUAAACCUAAACUGCUUUUAAAAUCAAACUCGAGUGGUUAGCCUCUUCUAGAUUACAGUGGUCUUUGAGAUACAUAUCCAGAUUGCAGCGAAGGUGCAGCAGAGGGUUGGUGGCACCCCUGGGUGGGAAUAAGGGGCCAACAGUGAUAAGGGGCUGUGGUGCAGUGAUGUCUGAACUUAUGCCUUGGCUUUUGUGUCUCUUCUGCACUGCUGUCUACCUGAAAGCUCAGUAGCCUAGAGACAAAGCCACGGCACAGCAAGAUAUGUAGUACAGUGGUACCUUGGUUCUCAAACGCCUUCGUACUCAAACAACUUGGAACCCAAGCACUGCAAACCCGGAAGUAAGUGCUGUGGUUUGCAAACUUUUUUCGGAAGCCGAACGUGCUCUGUUUUGAGUGUUACGCUUCCGAUUUGAGUGCCACACUUCCGUUUUGUGUGUUCUACUGAGGUCUGUCUGUUUUUGCAAUUUAUUGUGCGCUUUUGUUUUGGUUUUGUGACUGUGUGGAACCCAAUUCAGCUAUUGAUUGAUUGAUUGAUUGAUUGUGUGACUGCAGUACAUUGUUUAUUGCUUUCAUUUUUUUGGUCAGUGAUCUCAUUAGAUAGUAAAAUUUAUGUUAAAUUGCUGUUUUAGGGGUUGUUUUUAAAAGUCUGGUACGGAUUAAUCCGUUUUGCAUUACUUUCUAUGGGAAAGCGUGCCUUGGUUUAGGAACGCUUUGGUUUUGGAACGGACUUCCGGAACGGAUUAAGUUUGAGAACCAAGGUACCACUGUACAUAUGUCCUAAAGGUUGUGCAUGAAUCACAGAACUGUAGAGUUAGAAGGGACCGUAUUCCAACCCCCUGCAGUGAUUGACACUGCAGUUUCUCCUUGUGGCCUUGGCUUAUGACACAAACACCAAAUGAUUGGUCACACAACUGUUGUCUUUGGUUGGGUGAUGACUCUUGAGGUAAGCCUUCCCUGUUUCCAUAUGGAAUUUGACAUUUAUCCAUUAGACUACGGGUAAUUUUAGGAAAGGGAAGCCUCAUGUAAUCAUCAUACUGAAAUCCUACAGCAGUUAAGACACAAAGCACCCUAUCCUUGAAUCAUACAUAGCUGCUGCUCCCCAAAAGAGCACAAAUUCUGGGUCCGGAGAGUUCCUGUAUGCCUCUGUACAGGCUGGUAAAGAGAGAUGUUGUCAACAUCAUGAGACGAAGCAAGUCACAUCUUGCUCACUCGCUCUCCAUUAUGAGGCAAUGGGCCAUGAUGAAAGAACUCUCACAUUUCAAGCUGGUAACAAGGGGCACACAAAGGGCCUCUUGUAAUCUGAGAGCGUACACCCAUGGAUGAUACCUGCAAUAUUAGAUGCUGAAAGAUAGCAUCUCUGAGAUAAUUCCCUAUUUGUAAAGCUCUAAAGUAAAGACAUGCCACUCCCUGGCCUAUGCAGCAUAGUACACACUGGGUGCUGUUGUCAUCCUUGGCUCAGGGAGCCAGGCAAAUAACUGCCUUCCUUCUGUCCUCCUUGGGGAAGCGCAGUCUGAAAUGCAACUGCAGGAUUUCGAAGCAUUAAAAUGGCACAUCUGGUUUCCAGAAUCUGAGCAGCACAGGUUCACCAUUGAAGGACAUGACUGUACUGUUCCUGGGUCUGCCACACAAAUGAGCCUUAAUGUUGAAGUUUCGAUGCACAGAGGUUCAGUUCUGCAUAGGUUGCUUUUCAGUGUCGGCAUUCAGGUUCUCAAGGCCUCCUGAGCACUAACUUGCCUCGAGCCUAAGCCGGAAAGUUUCUUCAUGACCUCAGAACAAUGGCAGGUCGGUAGGAUAGAUUUGAUAUCCAGGACUGCUAUAACAUUAGAGCAUCUGAGCAAUCAAGAGAAGAAAAGGGGGGGGGUCAAAGGUAUCUGAUACAAGACUCCAGGAGCAAUAGGCAUAAAUCUAAUCCGUCUUGUGGACUUUUGCAGUGACCAUACAGUCUAUCCGUAAGUUAGUGUGUCUUAUAAAGGGAUCGCUAACUGUGAUAGUCUUGCUUUAAAUAGUCUUUCUUAAAUGUUUGCCCUUGUAAUCAAUAAUUGGCAAAAGAUAUAAUUGAACCCACUAACCUUUGCCUAGCAGCAAGGCAGAUCAUGAACAGUCGAUGUCUUCCUUAUCUUAGGGGAUGUGAACAGAUGCAAUACUACAGUUGCAGUCAAAGUUUUUUUGCCCUUUCAGGCCAUUGCAAAAUGCUAGAGAAGCAAGACUGGUUGGGAUGAAGGGAAAGGGUAUUGCAAGCUAACUUAGGAAUAUUGAAAAUGGGUCACCAUUUACAAGUGCUCCCCAAGGCCCAGUGAGAUCAUUUGGAGGGAAUUCAUCCAUGAUGCUUCAUGUGUUUGGUGUUAGCCUACGACGUUGUUUUCCUUCAAAAUGCUACUUUUUAUUCCAGCCACUUGGGCCGGUCCAGUUAGGUGCAGAUGGAUGGACUUAACACUCUGUCUCUGCGUACCAAAUUGUUCACUCAGUCAGGAUCCUGCUGGAAUGUCUAUAGUGAUCCGCACUCAUUAGGAGCCCCGCAGGAUCAGACCAAAGGUCCAUCUUUUUCAGCAUCCUGCUUCCCAUAGUGACCAGUUAGAUGCCUUGGCGAAGCCCACAAACAGGGUGUAAAGAUAUGGACGCAUUCUGUUAUUUUCUUCCCUUGGAUGUCUUGGAUUCACUGCCAUGCCGUCGCUUAAGCAUGGAGGUUCCAUACAAGCAACGUAGUCAUCCACCACUUGUAAGAAUGGGGAUUGUAUUCAGGCCUCAGCCUAAAUAGAGCAGAACUUGGAGUAUCACUUCACAAGCUGUGCCGUGUGCCAGCCUUGCAGAAGAUCUUAUUUCUCGCAAAGUUAGAAAACAACAACAACAACCUGGGAUCUUAUUAGGUUGCGUGAGCUCAUUCCCAUAGGAUUUAGAUCAGUGUUGGAUAAAACUUGCUGUAUUCAUCCAUUCCUGGAACGUAGGAGUUUGAAAUUCAGUGUGCGGUUACUCAUUUUGGACUGAUGCUUUUCUUAUCAACACUUUAUAUUCAGAAGGUGUAAGUUAGUUCUUUUGUUUCAACUUCAUAUCAUACAACUGUAGAGUUGGAAGGGACCCUAUCUUUAUGCAUUAGUUAGUAUUUCUAUCAAGGCACUACAAUCUCAACACCUACACCCAUUAUUACAAGAGUUAUUCUAUUCUACAUAUUUAAGUAAUCUAGCCAUUGGUCUCUUGCUUGCCACUAUUAACUCUGUUUUUCCAUUUUUUAAUAAUCGCUGCCAAUAGUUGCAACAAGUCCAGUUACUAUUAUGGAACAGUAGUAGAAUUGUGCAUGUCUUAAUAAUCAUGCCUCUAGUUCUGGGCACAUUUGAUUCCUGCUUUCGACAAGCACAUGGCAAGUGGCACAUGGCAAGCUGAUUUUAAAAUGGAGGGAACUUCAAAAGUGGCUUGUGAUGUGGCCUGAAGGUCUGCUUUUGAGAAGGAGCAACCUUAACCUGUAGCUCUGUAGAUCCUGGACAUGGAACACGACAAUUUCCCUGACAUAUCUGGAAUACUGUAGCUGCAAGCUGUGUCUGUGCAGAAUUUGGCAAGAUAUUCUGGAAAAUCCGUAUGUAUGGCAGUGUCGCUUUUGCCAAUUUGCCAAUCAUCUUCAGAAAAAGCUCGAUUUUGCAAAAAAAAGGUCAACAACUUUGGCCCCAAAGAAGCUCAAAGCUCAACAAUUUUCCUUUCUGGAUUUUCACUUUUUGAAAUAUGGCAACCCUACCUAUGAAUUAACCAGGUUUGCGUUUUGCAAGUGAUUUGAAAAGCAAGCACAUAAUUCGGCAUCGUUUCUUGUUACAGGAGCAGAUUUUUAUUUUUAAUGCAAAACAAUUGCAGUGCCAGUUUCUGUUGAGAAUUAAGCCAGAGUCGCAGGUUUCUUGAACUGCUAUAGGCCAGUCCUGUGAUAAGCGCCACACUUGCAUAACAGAAGCUGAAAUAUUUGUCCACAAGAAACUGCAUUCACAUCCCAGUGAAGUAUCCCUUUUGCCAUUCAUUUGCUCCUGUUUAAUGUGAUUGUCUGUUUGGUUUGCAUGGGAGCUGGGUUUCCUUACCAAUACAUCCCCAUCAGCAAUGCAUGCAGCUUUGAUGUACGGCUAGAUCAAUUUGUAAUAAUUGAGCUAAUAACAAAUGGGCCUCUCCAGUCGAGGACUCUUCUUCCCCAGUUUCUAAAAGUCUCUAACAGUUGUGCAAUAGCACAUUUCACUUGUUGGGCUCACAUCUUGUUUGUUGUGGAGAAGACUUGUACCAAGCACAACUGCCAAACAAGGUCAGCAACAACAGAACAUAUCUGCAUAAAGUAUUGUGUGUGUCUAUGACUAAGGAAUCUGCCAGAUCAUUUCAUAUCUUUGAAAUUGUCGUUGUGGAGAUUAUAGGCCUGAACUUGUAUGUUUGUGCAUCUUUCUGACCUAGAAAGAUAAGCCAUUGUUGUCAUUUGUGAUCCACUGAUAAUGGAUGGGAGAUAACAGUCCCAGCAUUGAAUUUCUGAAAUUUAUUUCCAGAAAAUGGGGGGAGGAUGAAACAUGGGAAUGUUAUCAUCAUUUCACCUUCUUGCAGUCCGCAGUGCUUGCUUCGAUACAUGUAUAUUGGUGCAUAAUAAUCUGUGCAGAAUUAGAUGCAAAUUGGACAGAGCAGAGAGUCAUUAGAUAACUCAGAAUGGCAUUAGCUCACUGUAAACAGUGCUGACGUCCUAAAUUAGGGCUGUACGCUUUAGUCACUGAAAGCUGUCAUUUGUUCUUUAAGCAAAUCAUAUAGUUAACUGAACAGCUAGAUUUGAGCUCUCAAACCUACCCUUUCUGGAAAACCCCAGUGUGUUCUACUUGCCUUAGUACAUCCUAGAAGUCUGCUCAACGAUACUGAUAUAUAAUUAACAACCAGUGCAUCUGUGACUCUUACCAGGACCAGCAAGUGUUAUGUUUGAUGGUUGUUUACUCCCCGAUAUCAACUUAGAAAUUGCUUUUUAAAAUGGCUUUUUAAAAAAGGCCGUCUCUGCCCUCAGGCUUAGCCUUUAAAAAAUGACACAAAAGGAAGAUGGAUCGAGAGGGUGGAGGAAAUAGGCAUAUUUGAGUACUGUACUUGUUCUCAGUUCCAGAAACUUUUUUGAACUGUAAUUGGGCACAGUCUGAUUGAUUGAACAGCCACAACAGCCCUUUCAGUUGCCUCAAGCUGCUUGACAUCUGUUGGAUCCACCUUGCUGAAGCUUAGCAGAUUAAUCAGCCGCUCGAUGGGGAUUACCAGUGGAGCAGCUCUUUGUGUCACCUUUCCACCUUUGUGUAGCAAGCAAAACAACUUCAGCACCUCUUCAAUAAUAAUUAUGAAACUGGUAUUAACUGAAUGGCAAUUAUGGAUUUUUAACUCUAGUUCACAGUAAGCAAAACGCAAGCCCAGCAAGCCAUAUGUUGAAUUUCCUUACCAAAUAGCUUUUUGUUCCUCUGAAUGUUUCAACGCCUACACACGAAAUUGAUGACGGAACCUGUUCGUAACGAGGGAAAUUACAAAUAUUGCUUGCACAAGGAACGUGACGCCAUCAGAAAGAGAAGACACCGUAACUUAUCGUUAGAGAUGAUAGUGUUAUUUAUAUAGGUAGAAUAAAAUAAAUAAAUAUAUAAAUAAAUAUAUAUAUAUUAUAUAUAUUUUUAUGGUAAUGAAAAUGGCUCCCCAGAAUGCUGACUCGGAAUCUAUGCAAGUUCAAGAGCUACCCGUGGUUCAGAUUCAGAAACCGGAAAACGAGAAUGCGAGUAAGGAGGAGACCAUAAGCGAAGGAUCCAUAGAUCGGAUACCUGUCCGUCUCUGGGUGAUGCACGGGGCCGUGAUGUUUGGCAGAGAGUUCUGUUACGCCAUGGAGACAGCUUUGGUGACGCCAGUAUUGUUACAAAUUGGUCUUCCUGAACAGUACUACAGCCUCACUUGGUUCCUCAGCCCAAUCCUGGGCUUGAUCUUCACUCCUCUAAUAGGUUCAGCUAGUGACCGCUGUACUCUCAGCUGGGGCCGCCGGCGGCCUUUUAUCCUUGCCCUCUGCAUUGGUGUUCUCUUUGGAGUUGCGCUUUUCCUGAACGGCUCCAUUAUAGGCCUGGCCAUCGGAGAUGUCCCAGACAAGCAGCCCAUCGGCAUCGUUCUCACUGUCCUGGGUGUGGUGGUCUUGGAUUUCUGUGCUGAUGCGACGGAGGGGCCGAUCCGGGCCUAUCUGCUGGACGUGGUGGACAGCGAGGAACAGGACAUGGCGCUCAACAUCCAUGCUUUCUCAGCUGGGCUUGGAGGGGCCAUUGGCUACAUGCUGGGAGGCCUCGACUGGAUGCAGACGUUCUUCGGGGUCCUCUUCGUCUCCCAGGAGCAAGUCCUCUUCUUCUUUGCCGCCAUCAUCUUCUCCGUCUCUGUCGUCCUCCACCUUUGCAGCAUCGAGGAGGAGCAAUACAACCCCCAGCAGGACAGGAUCGACGACGAGGCCGACACCCUUUCGAGCGCCAAGCUGAGCGGCAGCCUCCCUCCCCUGAGCCGCCUGAACAUCAUCAGCGAGGAAGACCAUUACAGGAGCUCCAUGUACCAUGACGAGGUGCAGUCUGAGCAGGACCUCAACAUGGACUUCCUCGACGUGGACAUUGUCCGCAGCAAGAGCGACUCUGUCCUGCACAUGCCCGACGCCACCUUGGAGAUGGAAUCCGAGCUGCUUUUCCUCCACGAGAUCGAGCCUUCCAUCUUCCAAGACUCUUCCUACCCCAACACCCCGCACAGCGCCAGCCAGGAGUACAUGAAGGCCAAAUUCAACCGCCUGUCUGCUUUCCUCAGGGAGAACGAGAAGGAGGAGGACAUGUUACUUGAUAAUCACUUGAACGAAGCCAAAGCCCCCCACAGCAACGGCUCCCUACCAAAAGACCUCCUGAACGGGCACGCGAGGAUCGGCAUGAAGCAGUCGAGCACCUCCAACUCCAUGCGCAGGCGCAAGCACAUGUUCUACCGGCAGCCUUCCCACACCUUCUCCUACUACGGCAAGAUCGGCACCCACCGCUACCGCUUCCGGCGGGCCAACGCCAUCGUGCUGAUCAAGUCCUCGCGGAGCAUGAACGAUAUCUACGACAUGCAGAAGAGGCAGCGGCAGAGGUGCCGGCACAGGAACCAGAGCGGGACCACCAACUCCAGCGGCGACACUGAGAGUGAGGAAGGCGAGACCGAAACCACCGUCCGGCUCCUGUGGCUGUCCAUGCUGAAGAUGCCCAAGGAGCUCCUGCGGCUCUGCGUCUGCCACCUCUUGACCUGGUUCUCCAUCAUCGCCGAAGCCGUCUUCUACACCGACUUCAUGGGGCAGGUCAUUUUCAAUGGCGACCCCAAGGCCCCUUCGAAUUCCACCGAGCUGCAUGCCUACAAUGCCGGCGUUCAGAUGGGCUGUUGGGGAUUGGUCAUCUAUGCUGCUACUGCAGCUGUGUGUUCAGCCUUGCUACAGAAAUACUUGGACAACUACGACCUCAGCAUCCGAGUGAUCUACAUCCUGGGCACGCUGGGCUUCUCCAUUGGCACGGCAGUGAUGGCCAUGUUCCCCAAUGUGUACGUGGCCAUGAUCAUGAUCAGCUCGAUGGGCAUCGUUUCCAUGAGUAUAUCCUACUGCCCCUACGCCCUUCUAGGGCAGUACCACGACAUCAAGCAGUAUAUCCACCAUAGCCCUGGGAACUCAAAGCGAGGUUUUGGCAUAGAUUGCGCCAUCUUGUCCUGCCAAGUCUACAUCUCCCAGAUCCUAGUAGCCUCUGCGCUGGGAGGAGUGGUGGAUGCUGUGGGCACCGUGCGGGUCAUACCCAUGGUGGCAUCGGUGGGGUCUUUCUUGGGCUUCCUGACGGCCACGUUCCUGGUGAUUUACCCCGAUGUCGGCGAAAGCCCGAAGGAAGAGCAGAAAGGGCUGGCACCUCCCGUGGCUACCGAGAGUGGCGGCGACGCGGAUGGGGAGAAGCCAACCGUGAUAAAGCUCUCUCGGAAAGAAGCCUCCACGACGGAAGUGGAAAACGAGUCGGUCGUUUGAGCGAACCACCGCCAUUUGCACACAUUCCAAGCCGUUUCAGGUGCACGAAUCGGGACGUUCUCGCAAAGCAGAAUCUGAACUUUUCAAAGGACAUCCUUGCUGCAGCAUCGAAUUGAAAUGGUUCUUUCAUGCAAAAAUGUAGAUGAAAUUCCAUAGUCUUAGGGUAGCCUUGAAUAGGUAGCUUUGAUGCUGAUUGCUUUCCCUACAAUCCAGAAAAAUCUCCUUUCUUAGAGGUAUUUUUAAUGGCAAGAAAAUGUGUUUCCAAGGUGACUUUUAUCGAUGGGCAGGAAAACGUUCUUGCAUGGUUUGCUUUGGUUUUUUUAGACCUCAUGGCGGUUUUUCAAAAUUCUCAAAUUACUCAUUUGGACAGUAUAUUUCCCUUCCACCAACACCACCAUUUUUUAAAACUCUAAUUAAAAACGAAAGCAAUUCUGGCCGCGGCUUCUGCAGAGAAGUUUUCUGAUUUUUGUUCUGACUCCUUCAGACCUUGCAAGUUUAGCAGGAUGGGGUAUUUUAAAACUGAUGCAAUUAUUAUUAGGCUGACAGCCGCAGUUCUCUGCUUUAUGUUCCUCACCCUCUUGAACCAUAGUCUGGAUUUCAUUAUUUUUCCGUGCAAUUACUACUAAGUAUUUUUCCUCCCAGACUUCCCUUGGACGUAUUGCAUCAGUUUCUCGCAAGAAUUGCUGUCGCUUUAUUUUUUAUUAUUGUUUUGUUUUUAAUUCAAGCUGUUUGGAGCACCUGUCCCUGCCGGCUGUUGCUUGCCAAGGAUUCCUCGAGUGCGAUCUCUUCGCCGUAGAGAUAGUGAUGUUCCGGUGGUCGGGAGGGACUUUUGGCAGGCCUUGGGACGGGGGGGAGGCGGCAUGUGUAGCUCUAAGGAGCACCAGUGGAACAUUCUGUGACCUGUUUUGAUCGGCGAGCCGGUCAGAAUUUGACUUAUUUUUCUUCUCAUCUUUUGGUGGCGUUUGAAAGCCAAUCAUCUCCUUUGCGACGAAGCUGCUAAAUGGGAACGCAGAUUCCCCGCUGUCAGUUUCUGCAGGCGGGCUGCGAGGUUCCCCUUUGUUUAGAAAGGGGUCGUCGAUUGCACUUUUUUCUGAACUUCUGGGCUGGAAAUUGCGAUAGCGGAGGGUUUUGAAAGGUAGUCUCGCUCCCGCAAGCGUAAACCAAAGGCCUACCUCUUGAUAACUGCAGCCUGGAGAGAAAGAGAGAGAGUGUGUGUUUGUUGCGUGUGUUGUUAUUGUUGUUGUUGUUUUUUUAAAAAAGAAAAUGUAUCUUGAAACAGCUUUGGGCCUUAAAGAAAAGAAAAUUCACCAUUUUAAAAAAAUGCUGUAACUUUAUUCCUAGGUAUCCCGGAGUCUUACUAAGCUGUUUUCCCAUGUCCUUUCAACCCAGACUCCCUCCCCUCCCAAUCCCCAAAUUCUGAGUUCAGGACAAUAGCAGUAACACACAUAGCAGGUCGUCAGGUAGGCCAGACCCUGAUACCAAGCCAGGUGUCAAUGCUGGGGAUCGGCAGCCUGUUAGAGGAUGUCCUUAGGAACAGCCAGCCUAGAAGGUCCUUCUCAUUGGAAGUUGCCGGAAGGGGGGGGCUUCUCCUUGCACGUUCCCCUUGCGCCUGCAGGCAUUGGGAGCCAAAAGAGGCCGCAGCUGGUUUGCAGGCGGAAACCACAUUGAACCCAGGCUGCUCUUGCGAGAGAUUUCUGCUGCCUCAAACUCGCCUAUUUAAAAUGCAUGCCUUGAACCAUGCUGCAAGUAUAGCAAUUCAAAAGUAAAAAAUCCUAUCUAUCUAUAUAUUUCAGAAUGAAAAGCAGUUUUUAAUAAAUUACUUGAAUUGUCAAUGUUUGUAUGUCUGACCUAGCUGAAAUGGAAAUCGCCUGGCUGGCAUCUCUGGGUAGUUUGAUGGCAUCUCCUGUUUGUUUCUUAGCUCUCCAUCAAUUUACAUAUUUUUAGCUCCGUCGGUUGUGGUGGGGGGGGGCGGGGGACAGGGUUUGCAUAGGCUUUUUAGAGGCCAGGAGGAUUUCAUGAAUGCUCAUUUUAUAUACAGGGUUUCACAACCCCACCCCUCCAAAAAAAAAAAAGAUGACUAUUUGGUGCGUUUUGUUUGAAACUUCUUUUCAGAGCACAGUACAAGACUACUGAAGCAAUCCAGCUAUAGGGGCGGGGGGGGGGGGGAGAGAGAGAAAGGAAAAACUUUUCAGGAGCUUGUAGCCAAGAGAGCCCUCACCUCCACCUAAACACAAAGUCUCCUUUCACUACACAUGUGACUUGGGGGGGGGGGACUGCUUCAUGACAUUAAUUUGAAAUAGCUGUUCUCUGCGUAAAUUACACCUUGUUCUAAGAGGACUCCAUCUCUUUUCCUUGAAAGCUCUUUUUUUUUUCUUGACUCCGCCUGGCUCUGCCUGAACUAUUGAGGAUGAGGAAGGCAAGUGUUUAUUUUACUUUUAUUUUCCAAAAAGGAAAUCGCUUUCUUUUCAGAGGACUCAAAAGCUUAUUUUUAGACGAGCACAUCAAAAUUUGGAGGCUUCCUGGAAGUUCCUUGGUUCCUACGAACACUUGCUUUCUGACCGGCUCUGCAGUUGCGGGGGUCACAAUUUCCGUGUCGCUGUUGGCUCUGCCAGAAUCUGAAACACAAUCGUGCAUUAUGGUGCUAGGAGAAAAUUGGCAGGUCUUGGUAAACUUUCCGAUCUUUUGGACCCUUGUAAAGAGAACGUGGGCAAACGAGAGAUUUAGCCUUGUAGCAGGGCUUAAACCCUCCUUGUUACUUUUAACAUUUAUGUCAUAGAAUUCUGGAUAGCAUUUCCCUUCCUGCGCUCUAGAAUUUACUCUUUAGGGCUUCUGAACUGCAACCUCCAAGCCAAGACAUGCUGCUGUCUGUGGAGAGAUGCAAAGAACUUGGAGCAUAUGGGCCUAGAUGAGCCCAGAGCAAAGGUGGAGAGAGCAAGCCCCAAAUUCUGCCUGGGAGCCAGUUUCCUCUUUGUAGAUGCAUUUAUUGUCUUGGUCCCAUCUCAUUAAAUCCCAGCAUGGGAUCCUUGUCGUUCCCAUUUGCCUUCUUCAGGUGCUGAAGUUCAAAUUCAGUUGAACAGAACUGAAUCGGGAAAUGUCUUGAUUUUGGGGAGGCAGAGGGGGCUAUCGGUAUGCUUCCUAUGCAGGCUGUGAUUGCUGUUUAGACAUGACACAGGAAGGUAUGAGGCAGAUCUAAGGCCAACACACCCUGGAAUUGUAGGUCUGCUUGGGGGCUCUGAAUCCCCCACAUCCUAACAACCCCACCAUUUCCAAGGUUCUUUAGGAGAAGCGUCAGCCACUGAGUUUUUUUACGUCAUGAGCACACUUCUCAUUCUCUCGUCUGUCUCUUACAGAGCACACUGUUUCUGGUUUUAAAUAAUGGGACAUUUCCUUUUCCUCACUGGUUUUGAGACGUUGCACCUUCAACCAAAUCUUUGUGGAGCAGAGUCUGGCUCACAGGCACAUUUAACACGCUGAAAAUCUUCUGUAUUUGCCAUCAGAUAUCUGGUCUCGUGGGCAGCGUUUAUUGGACUUUGUAGGGCUUGAUAGGGUUAUAUGUAAUCUUUUUUAAAAAAAGAAAGAAAGAAAGAAAUCACACAAAUUGAUUUGCUGUGACAAUAUCCAACUGGACUUCAAGCUUGUAUAUUUAAGAUAACUUGUGGAGAGAAAAGCAAUAACCUCUUCCUCCUUAUUUGCACAUGGGGAUUUGCACCCAAAUACUCUGAUCUUUCCCCUGCCUAUUCCGUCACCCAGGCUUUCUUCAGGAUUCCCAACCACACCAUGUGGGCGACCGAUCCUCCUCUUUCUAUCUUAGGAGACGAGGCUGUCGGGAGAGUGGAAGACCAGAACCCAUGUGAUUCUUCCUGGCCCCGUCCAGCGCUUUUUACUUUAGACCAUUCCAUGAAAGUGGAGGAUAAGAAAGCUCUGUUUAAAGCAGGCAUAGGCAACCUUGGCUCUCCAGAUGUUUUGGAACUACAACUCCCAUGAUCCCUAGCUAACAGGGCCAGUGGUCAGGGAUCAUGGGAGUUGUAGUUCCAAAACAUCUGGAGAGCCAAGGUUGCCUAUGUCUGGUUUAAGGGAUCAGCAAAGGAGGCUGCCCCAUCACCAUCUUGCCUCUGCUGGGAAUGUGUUUUCUUCUCUUCCUCCUUGUCGGUUCCUAUGGAUGAAACCUCCAGCGAAGGGUCCCUAGGCUGGAUUUCCCAGAAGACUUUACCUGCAUGGAGUCAUAACAGCUUGACACAUCCCUCCACCCCAAAACACAGCACGAUAACUAAAACCCAGCAGAGCAUUUCUUCUCCGCAGCUCAAUUUUGGGAGCUCACCUGGGCGUCUGGCAUUCUUCUGGUUCCACCUUUUCACUGUUUAGCCGCUGGAAAGCUUUUUCUUUAUUUUGAAAAUGAAAAGGGGUUGGGCCUGGUUAAGGAUGAAUUGAAAUGGAACGGGCUGAGCCUCGUUCUGCUGCUGUUGUCACUGUACAUUGAAACAUGGUGUUCUCUACCGUUUCCUUCUGUCUGCUAGCAGGACACAAUCAGCUCUGACUUGGAUCCAUUAGUUGCUUCUUACACAACCCGAAAUCUUGCAUGACUCCCCACGUAAGCACAUGUAGCAACUUUUGAGUACCUGAAGUGUCUUUUUUUUGGGGGGGGGAGUGAUUUGGUUUUUAUUCAUUUGCAUCUACCCCUUGUUUUUUUUCCUGUUAAUAGGCCAAAUAAAUGUAACAAGACACAAAAAAAUAUUGCACAGAAAUGGGGGAAAGUGACUUGGGAAGAAAGAAAGAAAAGGGAUACCAAAUUUCACCUGUGUGUGUCUUCUCCUAACUAUGGAUUCUUAAACGUGCAGGUUUUGUCAUUUAAACAGCCAAUCUACAAGGUUUUUAAGACUGCAUUGGGGGGGGGAGGGGAUCGCAUUCGCAAAAUGAACAAAAAGAAGCAGAUAUUAUCUACCCACAGUUCUGUGGUUCAUGUUGCUCCCAUCAUAAAAGUUUUACUGAGGAUGUAUCUUCUGCUGAAACACUUGUUUAUGCCCCUAUUUUAUUUUAUUUUAUUUUAUUUAGGAAGGGUCUCAGAGACACCCACAUGAAUUCCAGGAGCAUAGAGUUCUUACAUGUACAACUUCAUUGUGGUAGUUAAAUUCAGAGCAGGGAUGGUUUGGUUUUAAUUCAAGAGUCAGGUGACACUUUGACCUUAGGUGGGAUGAAUUCUUCCUUUCUGCAAUUUGCGGGUAGGCUAGCCCUAAGGUGCUGGUUUUGUUUUUUUCAAGUUGCCAGAAUAAUUCCUGGGUGCGGAAAACACGCUGUGCAAAUUUACCGCGCGUGUUCAAGGUGGUCUUUGCUAGAAGCUGUGAAGAGGCUUCUGCACAGUUUGUAGAUCAGACCACCUUUGAGCAAGCGGCGUUAAUAUCAUCCGUUUCCAGAUCUGCUCUAGGAGAGCGAAGACUAAAUCCACUGCCCGAGGGCUCCGGUAUCUUUUGGGGGAAAACCAAACAGUUGCCUAAGAGGGAGAAUUCCACCCACUGCAACUUCUCUCACUAUACACAGCUGUGGAACAAGCAAAAGCUGCUGGGAUUCCUUCUAAACAUAACUACAUCUCUCUUAAGAUUCAGUAAAUUUCUCUCCCCGUGCACCUAAAAGUUCUGAUGCAAUAACUUGAGGAAUCACCCUAGAGGUUACAAAAUGAUACCUGACAGGUCUUGCAGGGACCGUUGUCCGAUGUGUAGGAGAAGAGGACAUACCAUGUUGCUUUCUGAUAAACGGAAGGGGCGUUGUAGAGGUUAUGCAUUUUCCAGAUAGUUGCCAGUAAAUUAACUUCCAAUGAAAGGCACCUAGGUAAAUAAAACUCUGGGGGAGAGAGAGAGUUACAAUGUAAACUCCUCCUUCAGGUCACAAAAUAGCUUACUUUAUUGAUCAAGUGUCAACUGUCUAAUUUCAUCAAAUUAGAAUCCAGAAAAUCUCAGCUCUGUCUGGCUUGGCCAUCACCCGAUUUAGCACUGACUUUUAGUUCUGCUUUGUUUUUUAAAUUUGAUAGAAGCAUAACCACCUCCUGGAUAAUACAAUUUGAUCACCUGAUCUUUCCUUCGCUAUGUACUUUUGUUGUUGUUGAAUUUCUGCUGCAACAUGGACGUGAAACCUCCUUGGUAACCAAAUGGCCAGCUGGAAUAUUAAAAAUUUUUAAAAAAUGUCUCCCCCUAGUGAAAAGCUGCAUCUAGGCAUCUCUUAAUGAAAACAAAAUAUAAGUAAAUAUAUAUAUUUAGUUCCAUUGUGAACUGGCCAUAUGACAACUUGUUUAUCAACUUAUUAAGUUGGGGCAGAAUACUAGCUCUUGCUGAGUUUAGCAAUGUUUAUAAGUGUGUGUUAAACACAUAAAUGUUUCGAGUUUAACGAGGAAAAAGGGAUAAAUAAGAAAUGUGACCGAUGAAUGUGUCUGAGUGGAUUAGAUGGCAGAAUGUUCUGGGAUUUGAUUUUGACACAGAGCUUUCUUUUUCUGGUUUUCAAGGUAAAGACUUGUUGCAUGAGAAACAGUUUAACUGUUCUGCACUUUUGGUCUCUUUGUAAUUUCCCCCACACCCACCCAUUUAUGGAUAGAAAUGGCUGAAUGUAGAGUUUAAAAGAGAGAAAAAACAACCACUAUUUCACAUUUACAUGUGUUCAAUCCAUUGUUCUACAGUUCAAUCUUAAUAAACAUUUCAAUAUGAGCCAGUG